GGGACGGGGAUAACGGGAUGUCAUGCAAGGCAAGGAAGGCCUUUGCCGGAGCUGCAUGACCAGGGGGGGUCCGCGGCCGGGACGUUCCCCCGCAGCCGUUGGGAGACUGGGGUCUGGCCACGCGACAGGCAGGGAGGGCCACAGCUCUUGGCCGCCGCGGCAGAGGAGCAGGACGAAGAUGCAUACCGACGACGAUGGGCGGCCGGGACUUUUGACCGUCGCAGAGGUUGCACCGUGAGACGAGCGGGUCGACCCGGGUGCGGACCGGUUGGCUCGUUUGUCUCUGCUCUGACCGGGGGACCAAGAUAAGGCGAUUCUUUUCCAGGCGGUCCCUUGGUGGUGGGUGAAGG
Molecule: messenger RNA, 350 nt
Organism: Microdochium trichocladiopsis
Lineage: Eukaryota; Fungi; Ascomycota; Sordariomycetes; Xylariales; Microdochiaceae
Exons: 1
Coding region: 23-238 (71 amino acids)
Source: RefSeq, a predicted model, not a curated record